AUGGAGAAUGGCUGGACAGCUCUGCAGGUUGCAGCUCACUACAAACACCUCGAUAUAGCGCAGUUGCUCGUUGAAGAUGGGGCCAAACUCGACGUGAAUGACGGACUGGACGGCAAGACUCCAUUACAUAUUGCGGUGGAAGCUGGCAAUACGAAAUUGGUUCGAAUGUUGUUGAAGCACAACGCAAAUCCCAACAUGCCCGCGCUUCGGGAUGCUCCCAUACAUACUGCGGUCCAUAGUGAGAGCCAAGACAUUCUCAAACUUCUCCUGGACGCAGGCGCAGUCACAGAACUUCUCAAUGGCAAUGGGGAAACACCGCUCAUCAUAGCAGCCGGCAAAGGCAACAUUUCAAUUGCAAAGUAUCUAUUGAAUCUAGAAGCCGAUGCGGACUCGUCCAAGGCAAAAUUCUCUAGCCCUCUUCUCGCCGCCUGCCGAAAGGGUCACUUGGACAUGGCUGCGCUGCUGCUUAAGUACGGUGCCAAUAUCGACAAGGCCGACGCCGAAGGGAACACGCCUUUGUUUCUUGCUGUUUAA
Molecule: messenger RNA, 534 nt
Organism: Akanthomyces muscarius
Lineage: Eukaryota; Fungi; Ascomycota; Sordariomycetes; Hypocreales; Cordycipitaceae
Exons: 1
Coding region: 1-534 (177 amino acids)
Cellular component (GO): cytoplasm
Molecular function (GO): protein binding
Source: RefSeq, a predicted model, not a curated record